Saccostrea cuccullata (small rock oyster) is the source of this 1316-nucleotide messenger RNA. RefSeq names its product LIM domain kinase 1-like. Gene Ontology annotation, molecular function: protein serine/threonine kinase activity; protein binding; ATP binding. Gene Ontology annotation, biological process: actin cytoskeleton organization. Lineage: Eukaryota; Metazoa; Mollusca; Bivalvia; Ostreida; Ostreidae. The coding region runs from base 111 to 1235 and encodes 374 amino acids. The transcript has 9 exons. Gene Ontology annotation, cellular component: cytoplasm; nucleus. The record is from RefSeq and is a predicted model, not a curated record.
GGGGUAAUCGGGUCUUUUAGGAUCCCUUUGUGCAAAUAGACACACCGCUCUGUCAUGCAUCUUCAACUGGUGGAGGUAAAUAUACUGUAGAUGUCGAGGAACUUCGUGAAAUGACAGAUUCAGACUGUCAUAGUACAGAAGACAUUGGAUUCUGUGUCAGAUGCCGGAGUCUUGUGAAGGAGGACACUUUCAUUCAGACUCUUGGAGGUGAUUGGCAUUCAAACUGUUUUCGGUGUUCCGAGUGUAACAAGAGCUUGUCCAACUGGUACUUUGAGAAGAAUGGACAACUGUAUUGUAAGCAGGACUACUGGGCCCUGUAUGGCAAUGUGUGUAACAGAUGUGGGCUAACCAUCACAGGACCAAUCAUGGUGGCUGGAGAUCAUAAGUUUCAUUCAGAAUGUUUCCAGUGUCACGACUGUGACACAAUCAUAGAGAAUGGACAGACGUAUGCACUGGUGGAACACUCCCUGCUGCUCUGUGGAGUGUGUUACAAAGUACGAAUGAAACCUGUCCUGCUCGGGUCUUCCAGUCAAAAUAAGGGGGUACAUUCCACUGAGCUAAUUAAGGUCCCACUAACACCUGCUGGACAGAGUCUAAGACUAGAUGACAAUUUGAGCCCAGAAUUAGAUGCUGUCAGUGUUGGAGACAAGAUCCUGGAAGUUAAUGGGAUGCCAGUAAAAGAAAGCUCUCUUGAGGAGAUUGAUCAGAUUUUACAAAACACCAAAGAACCUGUACAACUGAUGUUAGAAAGAGGAACACCUUCCUGUUUCUCCCCAUCUAAAAGUCAAACAGAUUCCCGUAACAGUUCCUAUCUGAGUCCAAAUGGCUCACCAUUCUCUGAUGAUGAAAGUCUGCCCAGAGAGAGGAUCAUCAAUGGAGUGAAAAGAAGACCCAAGAAAGAUCAAAUGAAUAAGAACACAUCCAGAAGAAGGAGUAAAUCACCAUCGCCGAUGCCUUCCCGAACAAAAAGUGUUGAUCUCACUCGAGCUUCCUCCUUCAAGACUCAGCCCACCUCACACCGAGUUUUCAGGGCCACUGAUCUCAUACAGGGGGAGGUGCUCGGAAAAGGUUUCUUUGGACAGGCUGUUAAAGUGACACAUCGAAUAACAGGGGAGGUAAUGGUGCUGAAGGAAAUGUACAGAUUUGAUGAAGAAGUUCAGAAAAGUUUUCUCAAAGAGGUAAAUCACUUGAAGCUGUACAAAAUUCUUGAAAUGUUCAAGAAUGGUCAGUCUUAAGAAAAAAUUUUGAACCAAACUUCAAUAAAUAUUCGAUUUUCUAAAUUACCAAGUUAACCAUCUCAGAAUUACCAAAUAAUU